Messenger RNA from Eutrema salsugineum, 657 nucleotides. Its product is annotated as E3 ubiquitin-protein ligase SINA-like 7. The transcript has 3 exons. The record is from RefSeq and is a predicted model, not a curated record. The coding region runs from base 1 to 657 and encodes 218 amino acids. NCBI's taxonomy places the organism in Eukaryota, Viridiplantae, Streptophyta, Magnoliopsida, Brassicales, Brassicaceae. Gene Ontology annotation, molecular function: zinc ion binding.
AUGGCUGAGCAGAUUAACUUAUCUUCUAGAUCCUCGAGUGAUGAAAACGACGAAACGAACUGCUCGGCGAUGCUCCUUGAUCUUGAAGCUCUUAAUUGUCCUAUUUGCUUUGACGCUCUCACUAGUUCUAUCUUCCAGUGUGACAAUGGACAUAUAGCUUGCUCUACAUGCUGUGACAAACUAAUGAACAAAUGCCCUUCUUGUGAUUCUCCUGUUGGUCAAAUUCGUUGCCGUGCGAUGGAGAGAGUUAUCAGUGCAAUCAUUGUCCCAUGCCCAAACGCGAAGCUCGGUUGCACCAAGAGUUUCUCUUAUGGGACAGAAUUAACUCAUGAGAAAGAAUGUGCUUUCUCUCGAUGCUACUGCCCUGCAGAGAAUUGUGAUUACACUGGCUCUUACAAGGAUAUAUACUCUCACUUUGAUGUUCACAAGGGCGAAGCAAGAUACAACUACCAGUUUCUUUUCGACGAAUAUUCUAUAAUAAACUUUGAAUUGACUGAAUUUACUUCAGUUGUUUUGAAGGGACAUGAGGCUGGUAUAUUGUUUGUCGUGCAGUGUUUCAGUGAGCCACAUGGUGUUUGUGUGACUGUGAGUUGUAUAGCUCCUUCAGUUCUAGAAGUUGGUCACGAGAGUUCGGAAACUGAGGUUGGAAAACCCUGA